UGAGACACUCUUCUUUGAGAUGGCAGACCGCCUGGCAGAGGAUGGCUGGAGGGAACUGGGCUACAAGUACAUCAACAUUGACGACUGCUGGUCUGCCAAGCAGCGGGAUGCGGCGGGACGGCUGGUUCCCGACCCCGAGAGGUUUCCCAGAGGGAUUAAGGCUCUGGCUGACUAUGUCCAUGCUCGGGGCCUGAAGCUGGGCAUUUAUGCCAACCUGGGCACCCUCACCUGUGGGGGCUACCCAGGCACCACGCUGGACUGCGUGGAGCAGGACGCCCAGACCUUUGCAGAGUGGGGUGUGGACAUGCUGAAGCUGGAUGGGUGCUACUCGUCGGCAAAGGAGCAGGCGGAGGGCUACCCAGAAAUGGCGAGGGCUUUGAACGCCACGGGCCGCCCCAUUGUCUACUCCUGCAGCUGGCCAGCGUAUCAGGGGGGUCUCCCACCCAAG
Molecule: messenger RNA, 448 nt
Organism: Antrostomus carolinensis (chuck-will's-widow)
Lineage: Eukaryota; Metazoa; Chordata; Aves; Caprimulgiformes; Caprimulgidae
Product: alpha-N-acetylgalactosaminidase-like
Exons: 3
Biological process (GO): glycoside catabolic process; oligosaccharide metabolic process
Cellular component (GO): cytoplasm
Molecular function (GO): alpha-galactosidase activity
Source: RefSeq, a predicted model, not a curated record